This is a messenger RNA of Centropristis striata (black sea bass), 3359 nucleotides long. It is a transcript of the gene fibinb, whose product is annotated as fin bud initiation factor b. The transcript has a single exon. The coding region runs from base 14 to 637 and encodes 207 amino acids. The record is from RefSeq and is a predicted model, not a curated record. NCBI's taxonomy places the organism in Eukaryota, Metazoa, Chordata, Actinopteri, Perciformes, Serranidae.
UUUGCGGGGCAUCAUGGCUUUCCUUCACUUGCUCCUCUGUGCCGGGAUGUUAUCACUGCCUGUGUGUGGAGCCUUUUUCCGCGGACCGUUACAACCGGAGAUGUCCAACGGCACUUUUCAUCAUUAUUUCGUGCCGGACGGGGACUACGAGGACAACGAUGACCCGGAGAAGUGCCAGAUGCUUUUCAAAAUGACCGACGAGCGAAAGUGCGGUCUCGCCGAGGACCAGGACGCGGUCAUACGGGACGACUUCACCAUCAUCAAGAGGCAGAUUGAGGACUCGGCCCGGGUGCUGGAGGGGAUCGGGAAAAGCAUCUCGUACGACCUGGACGGGGAGGACAGCUACGGGAAAUACUUGCGCAGGGAGACGGCGCAGAUAAGCGAGGCGUUUACAAACUCGGAGAAGUCUCUGCUGGAGCUGGAGGUGAAAUUCAAGCAGAGCCAGGAGAGCGAGCUGAAGGAGGAGCACCGGCUUAACGACGACUUUCUCAACAUGAUAGUGCACACACGGGACGUCCUCAAGGACACGGUGGACAUUUCUCUGGGGCUGAAGGACAAGCACGAGCUGCUGUCUCUGAUCAUCCGCAGCCACGGCACGAGGCUGAGCAGACUGAAGAAUGAGUACAUGAAGUUUUGAGAGAAAGUAGUCCCUUCACGUUAUUUUUUUCUUUAGUGGAGUGUGUGACCGUGAGGCAGAGGCAGGGGUCAAACAAUUUGAGCAAAACAUAUCAGGGAUGAAAAGCUUAAAGGGCCAGUUCACCUAAAUCACCCAAACAUUUUCUCUGUUAACUCCAGAGGUGUGAGUUCAACCAGUGGUGGAAUGUAACUAAGUACAUUUACUCAAAUACUGUACUUAAGUACACUUUUAAGGUACUUUACUUGAGUAUUACACUUCUACUCCACUACAUUUACAGUCAAAUAAUGUACAUUUUACUCCACUACAUUUAGCUGCCAGCUUUAGUUACUUUUCAGGUCAUGAUCAUGAUGAUCCACAUAAAAUGAUUAUGCUUUUUAAAAUGUUUUUAUUAAACCACAUAACAGUAUAAUAAGCAGUUAAAAGUACACCUACUCUGACAACAGUAAAAUGCUGCUCAAAUAAAUGCAUCAAUAAUAAUCUAAUAAUAUAUUUGGAAUAUAUACAUUUUCAUACUUUAAGUACAGUUUGAUGCUGAUACUUUACUUCUACUUGUAGUGGAGUAAUUCUGCAGUGUGGUAUUAGUACUUUUACUGUAGUAAAGGAUCUGAAAACGUCUUCCACCACUCUUCCCAACUUGGGUUCGCUCCAAAGGGUCAAAAACAAAAAAUAGGCUACUAUAUGUCACAGGAUGGUAAAUGGGAUAGGAAAGGAAAAAAAACGAUUGUGCUUUUUUAUCUGAUUUUCUCUCAUCUUUUGUUUUUUCUUGUAACAUACUCAACAAUUCAUCCUUUGGGGAAAGUAUUCAAAUUGUACAGUCAGAUCAGUUGUGUAAGGGAAGUUGUUCUCUGCUAAUAGCUUGCUGCCAUAACCCCCUAAUGAGGGCCUGUAGGCACACACUGCUUCAGGGUCAGAAACAACAGUUUGGGAUCCACUGCUCUAGAUGUAUGUUUGCUACAGUUAUGCAACUAGCUUUGGUUGAAAUUGUCCAGGUUAUGUGAUAUGUCCCCAUAGCUGGAUCCCCAAACGAGAAAAGAGGCCAGAGACCCCCCAAAAGUCCCUUAUAUUCACUGCAAGUCAAGUGGGUUUUGCUUAUUUGGCUAUUUGCAAAUUAUGUUGCAGCUGUACACCCCUACAGUACUGUAUCAACUCUAAUUGCCUGAUCUCAUGUAAUGUUUUGUAGAGGUGUCAUAGAUCCUUUAUUUAUCCUUUACAGGAAAUUAUAGGUAAAGGUUUAUGUCAUGUGUCACAAUCUAUUUAAGACCCUAAUUACUUUAGUUUAUAGUGUCCUAAUGUGGUCCAUACUCCUAAAUGAAGUUUAAUGAAUAUAAAAAUAUAUAAAAUAAAAUAAAAAUGUAACAUUGUGAGGAAAACAGUGUUCAUUUAGAUCUUCCCUUUAAGAAAAAAAAAAUAACACAAGGAGGAAUGGGCAAUAUGGAUGAUAUCCUCUUUUAUUUGCAAUUUAAUAUGACAAUAUUGUAAUACCCUUUGUGGAAAAAGUCAGUUGAUAGAAAACAAAAAGGAAUGUCUUUUUUUGGCUGAUCCAGCAAACUAAAUUCCUAUCAAAGUACUUCACUGUAUUGACGCAAAAGAUAAUAUAAAAAUCCUGUUCAGUGAUUUGCAAUGCAACCAGAGCUGCCAAACAGUAUGGCAAAACCUCUAGACAAAUAUGUAUCCUCUGACUGUGUUAACUGUCAUGUUUCCCUCUCCUAGAGGCAAUUUAAUGGUCAUAACACAUCGUACAAAAAAAAUUCAAAAAAGUUGUAAUAUUUUCCAAGAAACAAUGUAUGCCUCUUUUCAUGGUCAUUUUUGGUAAAGGGCAUUAAAUUUACCUGUAUCAGCCACAGGUUUGUGUGUGUCUAAGUGCAUGUGUGAGUGUGUGUGUGUGUGUGUGUGUGUGUGUGUGUGUGUGUGUGUGUGUGUGUGUGUGUGUGUGUGUAAAACAACGGCUUCGAACACAAGUCAGCCAAUCCAAAAAGUGAGAACAGGAACUAUCAGUUUUCAAAAAUAGUACUGUAGUCAAAUGAAGGGUUUUCUAAAACUCAUUCAGCCCUCUAUGAGCAAAAAAUAAACAGAGUAAGUGGUGAGUUUUGGAGAGAUUCAUUUGAGAAUGGAGUGAAAGUUUGGACUGUCCAUAUUCACAGUGAAUGCUGUGUUUGGUUUGAUUUUUGACCCAAAAGUUGUAUACAUUUCGGAUCGCUCCUCAUGUAGUAGUAAAGCAGGGGUGGACCUGAUAGUAACCGGGUUGAAAGCUCUUCUCUGACACUCCAGAUGAAUGUUUCUCAGAAUAUCAACAAAUGUUUACAUAUGGACACCUAUGUUGUAUUUGUAUUUUUGCUUUAUAGGCUAGCACACUUUGCACAAUUCUUUACUGUUCUGGUGCUUAAGGUUGUGACAUGGUUUAAAAUGCAAGGCCCUUUGCUGUGCUGUUUGUGCACAGGCAGUGUAAUCUCGGAACAUGUACAGUGUAUUAUUAGAAGUAAGUAAAUACUGUGAGUGCCAAUAUCUUUAUUACGAAACAACUUAAUAUGUAUUCAUUGUUUAUAUUGAAAUAGAGCUGCAUUUAUCUAUUCUUGUUUAACUUUUUAAAAAAGAUAUGUGGUGAGAUGUAAUACAUUGACAGAUAAGACUGCAGGCAGCACUCAUGGACUUCGAUGUCAAACACUAAAUCUGUGUGACAAUAAUCUGAACAGAUUGUGUUGUGUCUUCUUAAAUAAAGAGUUUG